GGAUCUGCAAAGUGACUGAAAAGCCCUGCAGCUUCGUAAUUUUUUGCUUUCCUCUCGGGCAUGGCCAAAAGACGACGUCGGUCGUCAGGAGGAAAAGAUGGCAACUGUCAUCACCAGUCUGCGAAGAAAAGAGAAGUCCUUGAAGAUAUUUCUACGGAAAAGACCUCUGCUAAAUCAGACCGUUGUAGUUCCUCCGGUACUGAUACGAAAAGCACCGAUGGCGCUACUACUGUUAAUAAACGAGAUCAUGCAGUAGGUGUUUCAUCACAAGAACUAAGCUCGGUAAUGCAACAAAUCAAACUCAGUUCAUCAGAUCCGCCACCAAAGAACAAGGGGACAAGUGAUGUGUCACGCGCUACACGGAAGGGUAGUAGAGGAAGAAGUUCGAGGAGAUUAAAUAAGAGGAACAGCCACGCCAAGGAGAAUUCUAGUCAGAAACAGUCAACUGCAUCUGAAAAAGACGAUGAGGUUGUACACGAUAGCCAGGAAGCAGUAGAUUCUCCUGCAGAGCCUUCAGAUGAGAAGCUCUUGAAGGAACCCGCAGAGAUACUUGCCCUGUACAAACGCCUCACCGGUAUCGAGCGCAAGCCUCCAGAGAAAGUAGGGGAUCCAUUGCGAAAUGAAUAUCGACAGCUGUUUUGCGUUGGAACCAUAUGUGAGAAUCUGAGUAACAUAAUGACCGCACGACUUGCAUCAGCGGGACAACUUCGGAAGCAGCGUUUAGAUUCUCUAACUCAACUUAAAGCCUUGACUUCACGACUCGAGGAUAUGAACAAUGCUAAUUCGGCGAUAGAAAAGUAUCUUUGUUUUGAUGAUGGUGCUCAACGGGACGCUCUCGAGGUAAUGAACAUCCGAUACGAAGAGUUAUGUGAUGAUAUCUUUGGCGCUGAUGACGAGUUUUUGUCAAUGUUCGAGAAAGAAGCGUCUAAUGCGGAAGAUAAGGAGCGGUCGUUCACUCAACCGGGCGCUUUACAUGCGGGUAUUCAAUCAGACUAUGCCGUUGUUUGCAUGGAAAGUAAAUUAACGGAGGUGGGACUACGUUAUGUGGAUAAAAUGUAUGAACAAAUCAAGCAGAAAAAUGCAGAAGUUGAAAAAUGUCGCUCAUUGAUUGCUCAACAUAACGCCGAUAUCACGAGUAUUACUUCCGAACUCAUCAGUAUCCAUGAAGAACUCGGUAGUUUGGCUUCCGUUGUAGACACAGCCAUAGGCGUAUCUCCUUCUGAAUAUUCAAGAGCUUCUAUGACCAAGACAAGGUCAGCAUAGACUGUAGAUUUGAUUUUGAAUGCCUAGUCAUAAUAAUCUUAUUGUUUGUUACACUCGUAAAUUCGUAGUUCUCUUUGUUGAAAUGCCUCUGCUGUAUCAUAAUAAGCUAUUUGCAAAAUCUGUGAAUUUGAAGUUUGCCCUCUGUAUAUGAAUGUUGUAAGUUCACUGUUCCCUCUUUUACUUUUCUGUUUAUUUGGAAAUGUUCUUGUGCAAGCCUUUGUUAUGCUAACGGGGAAAUGGUCAGAACUUAACCCAGCCAUUCCAAACAAGUUGUACC
This is a messenger RNA of Cylicocyclus nassatus, 1540 nucleotides long. The record is from the annotation of a GenBank genome assembly. NCBI's taxonomy places the organism in Eukaryota, Metazoa, Nematoda, Chromadorea, Rhabditida, Strongylidae.